Rhinichthys klamathensis goyatoka is the source of this 475-nucleotide messenger RNA. RefSeq lists its product as uncharacterized. The transcript has 3 exons. The record is from RefSeq and is a predicted model, not a curated record. The coding region runs from base 1 to 360 and encodes 119 amino acids. NCBI's taxonomy places the organism in Eukaryota, Metazoa, Chordata, Actinopteri, Cypriniformes, Leuciscidae. Gene Ontology annotation, molecular function: neuropeptide hormone activity. Gene Ontology annotation, biological process: adult feeding behavior; G protein-coupled receptor signaling pathway; negative regulation of appetite.
AUGACGAAAUUACCUAUACUUUUCGUAGCAAUUCACUGUGUUAUAUACAUUUAUUCUAAAAUCAGCGGCGUGGAUUCAAGACCGCCAGACUACGAGCCGACUGCGGGCACUGAUGACGCGAUUGAAGAGACAAGAGAUGUCACAGAACAUAAAAAAUAUCUUCAAAGACAGGGCGUGCCUAUUCUGAAGAAAAAGUUCAACCGUCUUCCAGGCGUAUGUAGACGUCUGAAAAGAAGGAGGAUAACAAUUCUGUGUAACACAGCCAAGUUCUGUUCUGCCAUGGCAUAUUCUCAGCAUGGCCACAUCUGCUCCUGCCCAAAGGGAUCAAAGUGCUCUCAUUUCUUUUUAUGGAGUUUGUGAUCUCUCUUUUUUUUUUUUUUUACUUUCAUCACAAUAUACAUUAUAUUCCACCAUGACAGAAUCAUGUGACACCAGACGAACAAUUCCUUAUUCCCAUUUAUUCCUCUGUCCAUCA